Molecule: messenger RNA, 1374 nt
Organism: Medioppia subpectinata
Lineage: Eukaryota; Metazoa; Arthropoda; Arachnida; Sarcoptiformes; Oppiidae
Source: the annotation of a GenBank genome assembly
GUGUGUCAAUCGGCCGAAGACAUGAUCAGAGAGGGACACUUCGCUUCCGAAGAGAUCCAAAAGCGAGUUUACGGACUCAACGAUCGCUGGCAUUCACUCAAAGAUAAGGCCAAUCAACGGAAGCAAGACUUGGAGGACUCACUGCAGGCGCAUCAGUACUUCGCCGACGCCAAUGAGGCCGAGUCCUGGAUGAGAGAAAAGGAGCCGAUCGUGGGUUCGUACGACUUCGGCAAAGACGAGGACUCGACGGAAGCGUUGCUGAAGAAACACGAGGCACUUCUAGCCGAUUUGGACGCCUUCUCCAACACUAUUCAGGCGCUGAGAGAACAGGCGGGCAAUUGUAAGCAACAGGAACAGCCCACUGUCGACCAGGGGGGCAAAGAGUGCGUUAUGGCGCUGUUCGACUAUCUGGAGACCUCCCCCCGCGAGGUGUCCAUGAAAAAGGGUGAUGUACUCACACUCUUGAACAGCAACAACAAGGACUGGUGGAAAGUGGAGGUCAACGACAGACAGGGUUUCGUACCCGCGGCUUAUGUUAAGAAGAUUGAGGCCGUGUUGUCGGCCAGUCAACAGCAUUUGGCCCAUCAGAACAGUAUCGGCGCCCGACAGACACAGAUCGAGGCCCAGUACGACAAUCUGCUCGCACUCGGAAGGGAACGUAAGGGCAAACUGGAGGAGUCGUGCAAAGCGUACCAAUUGGUUCGGGAGGCGGCGGAGUUGGCCCAAUGGAUCAAAGACAAGGAACAGGUGGCGGCCGUACACGAAGUGGGCGACGNGGACACUUUUAUAUUUGCCGGACACGACACCACCGCUAUCUGUCUCUCCUGGACCUAUCAUUUUAUCGGUUUAUAUCCGGAAAUUCAACGCAAACUACACCAAGAAUUGGAUUCAGUUUUGACGACCGAUUGUAUGGUAACUAUCGAUGACAUCAAACGAAUGCCAUAUUUAGAGGCAGUAAUCAAAGAGUCCCUAAGACUGCGACCACCCGUUCCCGUCAUUUUGCGGGCCAUUAAACAAGACAUACAAUUAGGACAGUAUGUCAUUCCCCGAGGCGUGACAUUGGGUCUAAUGAUUGAUGUAAUGCAUUUGGAUCCCGAUAUAUAUCCGGAUCCGUUGACAUUCAAUCCGGAGAGAUUCCUGACAGCUGGUGAGGGUAGGGAUGCGUUCAGUUUUGUGCCCUUCUCUGCGGGAGUGCGCAAUUGUAUCGGACAAAAGUUUGCCUUAAAUGAGCUGAAAAUAGUUUUGGCCAAAACUCUACGACUCUAUCACUUCCAGUCACUCGAACCGAGAGAUCGUUUGAUUGAAUACAACGCUAUCGUUAAGAAACCCAAGAAUGGCAUUAGGAUUAAAGUCAGUCCCAGAUAUCAAGCAUAG